AAUGGGGGGAAAAGAUGGGCAAAGGGGAGGGAGGUGGUUCGGAGCAUCAGGAAGAUACCUACCUAUGUCCUUUUCUUCUUCCUUUUUCUCCGUCUCUCUAUGUAUUUUGAUUUUCUUGUCUAUCCUUGUUACUUUAAAUCUUUUUUUCUUUUCUGUUGUUUUACUCUGGUGUGUUGUUUUAUUUUAUUUUAGUUAUUAUUCACGACAUAACAUAAUGAUGAUGCCGAGGAUUAGAAAAGACGCAGACGAGAAAGAGGAAGAAAAGUAUUUGUUUAUGCUGUACGGGUACGUGCCAUACGCGGAUAUGUACGACAUACUGCGUACCAGAGGUAAAGUCGGGCUUGGGCUGAAAGGAGAGGGCAUACGUCUAAUCUAAUUUAGGUAUGACGUAUUAGUCUGAGAAGCUGGCCUGGCAGCGAGAUAGGUACGGCGGUGAGGGAGAUGGACAGCCCUCUUUUUCUACGGGGAUUGUCUGUCUAUCUGUCUGGGUAGGGUAUGGUACGGUGAGCAUAGAAUAGCAAAGCAUAGCAUAGCGGGAUAGGGGCAAGGCAUAAUUUUGCGCAAAGGAAACAUAAGCUCGC
Messenger RNA from Lasiosphaeria miniovina, 581 nucleotides. RefSeq lists its product as uncharacterized. NCBI's taxonomy places the organism in Eukaryota, Fungi, Ascomycota, Sordariomycetes, Sordariales, Lasiosphaeriaceae. The record is from RefSeq and is a predicted model, not a curated record. The annotation marks the transcript as partial. The transcript has a single exon.